Messenger RNA from Saccostrea cuccullata (small rock oyster), 1555 nucleotides. Its product is annotated as inner centromere protein-like. Bases 108 to 905 code for a protein of 265 amino acids. The record is from RefSeq and is a predicted model, not a curated record. The transcript has 5 exons. NCBI's taxonomy places the organism in Eukaryota, Metazoa, Mollusca, Bivalvia, Ostreida, Ostreidae.
CAGUACUGCCUGCUGAACACAGCGUAGUAGGGUUCAGAUGAUGCCCUCUUUGUGAAAAGGGAUUUAAUCUCAAUUUUACAUUUCAAAACAGGAAAUAUUUUAAAAAGAUGGAGGAACUUUUGAAAAAUGAAACGGUCAAGAAAAAAAUUAAGGGGCUUUCCAUUGAAAUACGGAAAGCCUUCAUUGAAUCUCUACUUGACUUAUUUGAACAAGAGACAGAAGACAUGAUAGACGCCAUUGAAGAAAGCAGGAUGGAACUUCGGGGAACCAUGCUGGAUUUUGAAGACGAAACCGAACAACUGAGAGCCGAGUCUCGAAUGCUUGAACAACGACGAAUUGAAUACGAAAAGCAAGCGGUCGAUAAGUAUCUGGAAAAGAAAGGACGAAAAAGUCAAGCUUCCAGAGCCUCUUCUAGAAUUUCAAUCGUUAACGAAAGAGAUGAUGCUAGAAGUCGAGCAGCUGUGGUGGACUAUAUCCGGAAAAAGAAGGACAGGACCGGAAGUUCUCUCAGUGUUCACAGUAACCCGAGCAUACAUUCCCCUAACAAUGAACGUCCUGUUAGCGUUAUCAGUUCCAGAAGUUUACCCACACCCGUCAUGUCACAGAAAACCAUCGAAGAGGAGACCGAUUUGAUAAUGAAGAACAUGGCGGCUGCGGACCAUCAGAUGGAGUAUCAGAGACACCGUCACGCCGAGAUGUUAGAGAAGAGGCGACAGGAACGGGCAGUCAAAAAGAAGACCACAGAAGAGAAGGCCUUGGAAUUACUGGAGAAGGCCCUACUGGUGGACAAACAACUGGCAGCCAAGAAAGAAAUACAGAACCGGAAGCUACAGGAACGUUUGGAUGAAAUGAAAAAAAAGAAGGAACGCAAAAGGAUUCUCUUCACGUGCUACUUCAAGAGCUGACGACUUGGGCCACACGAACGAAGCUUUUGAAGACCUUGAAAAAUACUAAUUAAAUCAAAAAUGAUACCGGCAAAGUGUUCAGUCCGGAAAACUUCAACAAACACAUGUAUCAUCUCUAACUCUAAACUGCUGUCCAUUAUAGCUUGGGAUUAGACUGAUAUAGGUCCCAACAUAACAGCCUUACCUCAAAAAAUUGACUGAACAGUUUGUGACUGUGAUAAAAUAAAAGAAGGAAAUUUGCAAUUCUACAUUUAAUUUAUUUUUCAAUAAUGUUAAUCAUAUAAGAUGCCAUUAUCAGAGAUAGUAUUUUAUUUUGACAAAUUGUACAUCUUUUUUAGAAUGAAAAAUAAUUACUUUUGAAACUCAACAGGCUCUUGAAAAGUUUUCUUUAACUGCUUGAUUUUAGUGACUUUUUAAUGUUUUGAAAUUCUACUGUUUAAGAGAACGAGAGAGAGAGAGAGAGAGUGCAUUUAAUAGAUUUACCUAAUUUUAUUUUGUUGUGAAUUGUCAGGUAAUACGAUGAGACAUAUCAAUCGACUACUGUAUAUAGUAACAUGCAGUUAUAAACAUCAAUUUUCAUAUUUUGAGACAUCAGAAUUAUUUGUUGAAAAUGAUUUGUUUGUAGUUGUAAUACAUUUUAGGAAAAUCCA